AUGAUAAAGGAAACAGUAAAAGAUAAAAUUAUGGAGAUGUCUGGCGAUUACAACAGAUCGGAGGUCUCCUUUCUCUUAGACUACAAUCUAGACGGGGGUAAGGAGUUAAGAUAUAAGGCAUAUAUCCAUGUUCUGAAAGAGUUGGGUGGAGAUCUAAAUGAAAGAAACCUUAUCAUGGGAUAUUCUGUGGAGUUACUACAAGCAGCGCUGCUGAUAAUUGACGAUCUAAUGGACAAUUCGGAAUUAAGAAGAGGAAAGCCAUGCUACUACUUCAAGAGAGGAGCCAAAACACUUAAAGAUGCUUUUUUUUUAUUGGCAAUUAUAAGAAACCUACUAGAUGAAAAAGCAAAGAAUGCUUAUUCAAGCUCAAUAUUCAAAACCUGUCUUGGGCAAACGCAUGAUACAAUCAGAAAGACAAGAUCGGAGUAUAGUGUCAAAACAUACACAGCUAUAGCAGAGAGUAAAACAGGGGCAUAUACUUUCUACCUCCCGGCAAUCCUUGGAUAUGUAUCUGCUGGAAAAGAAGAGCCCAAACGUCUUUGGAACUUUUGCAAUCUUGGAGCUUUGAUCUUCCAGAUGCAGGAUGAUUAUUUGAAUUUUUUUCCAGAGAAGUCUGGAAAGUCGAUGAAUGACCUUGAAGAGAUGAAGUGUACCUGGUUUACUUCAAGAAUAUCGCAUAUGAAAGACCCCGCUGUCGAAAGGUACUUCUCCGAAGGCUUAGUAACACCUGAUCUACUUAGUAUAAUUAGAGGGCUUUUUAGAGAAUAUUCCUCUAAUCUCGACGAGUUGUUAAGCAGGCUUCUUUCUACAGUCGAUGAGGAUGAAAAGGCAGUGCUGAGUGUUUUCAUUUCCUUUCUUGAAUCAAGGAAAGACUUUUGA
Encephalitozoon romaleae SJ-2008 is the source of this 879-nucleotide messenger RNA. Its product is annotated as farnesyl pyrophosphate synthetase. The record is from RefSeq and is a predicted model, not a curated record. Gene Ontology annotation, biological process: trans, trans-farnesyl diphosphate biosynthetic process. Gene Ontology annotation, molecular function: (2E,6E)-farnesyl diphosphate synthase activity; dimethylallyltranstransferase activity. NCBI's taxonomy places the organism in Eukaryota, Fungi, Microsporidia, Unikaryonidae. The coding region runs from base 1 to 879 and encodes 292 amino acids. The transcript has a single exon. Gene Ontology annotation, cellular component: cytoplasm.